Messenger RNA from Staurois parvus, 362 nucleotides. NCBI's taxonomy places the organism in Eukaryota, Metazoa, Chordata, Amphibia, Anura, Ranidae. The record is from the annotation of a GenBank genome assembly.
UGGGUCACCUGUACGGCCCUCCCAUUGCUGCUGUUCUCCAUCGCCACACUCUGCAAUGUGCCAACUUUCAUGUCUCCUCACACAUGCUGGUGUGUUCCAUUUUUUGUCAUUAGGGUGCUGUAUGGCCUCCCAUUGCUUCUGCCUCCACGCGCCGCACUGUGGCUCCCACACUAUGGUUUUGGCCCCGUGUGACUUGCCCAAUUGAGUGAAGUGUGCGGUGAUUCGAAGAAUCGGCCGGCACCACUGUUACAAUCUGCCAUGUCAUAAACCAUGAAUGACAGGUAAUUAUUUCUCUUCCCCAGCCAGAUUCCGAAGCGGCUAUAUUAAAGUUAAGGUUACAUGUGUUCUGCACUAAUUAAUAA